This is a messenger RNA of Endocarpon pusillum Z07020, 1584 nucleotides long. RefSeq lists its product as uncharacterized. Gene Ontology annotation, molecular function: transmembrane transporter activity. Gene Ontology annotation, biological process: transmembrane transport. The transcript has 3 exons. The record is from RefSeq and is a predicted model, not a curated record. Lineage: Eukaryota; Fungi; Ascomycota; Eurotiomycetes; Verrucariales; Verrucariaceae. The coding region runs from base 1 to 1584 and encodes 527 amino acids. Gene Ontology annotation, cellular component: membrane.
AUGGCUUUCACAGGUGACAACUUCAAGGGAAAGCCAAUGACCUCGACCGUGCAGCAUUCUUCCAACGGCUUUGUUGAUAAGCAGCCAGUCUUCAACCACAAGGAAGCAAUCGGUGAAGAGACAGCCCACCAGGCUGCAGAGCGAGGUCGCGCCGCGACUGACAAGUAUGGCAAGUCGCUUGUGCACUUCGAUGCAGCUGCUGAAGCCAGGCUUCGCUUAAAGAUCGAUCUCUACAUAGUUCCCACUGUCGCCAUUCUCUAUCUAUUCUGCUUCAUCGAUCGUGCCAAUAUCGGAAAUGCAAGACUUGCUGGAUUCGAGAAGGAUCUGGGUCUGAAAGGGUACGACUACAACAUGGUUCUUUCUGUCUUCUACGUCUCCUAUAUCAUCUUCGAGAUCCCUUCCAAUAUGGCCUGUAAAUGGAUUGGCCCUGGGUGGUUUAUUCCAGCUCUCUCUCUGGGCUUCGGUAUUUGCUCCAUCUGCACCGCUUUUGUGAAUACCAAGGAGAGCGCGUCGGGAGUCCGAUUUCUCCUUGGUGUCUUCGAAGCUGGCAUGCUGCCAGGUAUUGCAUAUUAUAUGUCCAGAUGGUACAGAAGAAGCGAGUUGACCUUCCGCUUGUCUCUGUACAUCGUCAUGGCUCCGCUUGCUGGUGCAUUUGGUGGUCUUCUGGCCUCCGGCAUCCUUAAACUUCCCAACUUUGGUGGCCUUCGCGCCUGGAGAAUGAUCUUCGCCAUUGAGGGCAUCAUUACCUGCGGCCUGUCUCUGAUUUCCUUCUUCACAUUGACCGACCGUCCCGAGACUGCAAGGUGGCUCUCUCAGGAUGAGAAGGAUCUGGCAAUCGCACGUGUCAAGUCAGAGCGGGUUGGCGCCACCGAAGUCUUGGAUAAGAUCGACGUCCCAAAGCUACUUCGCGGUAUAUUCAGUCCGAUCACUCUUUCCACCGCCUUUAUAUUUCUUCUUGACAACAUCACAGUCCAAGGCGUGGCUUUCUUCGCCCCCACCAUUGUGAGGACAAUCUAUCCUCGCGACAGCGUUGUGUCUCAGCAGCUGCACACCGUACCUCCUUAUGUGGUCGGCUCGUUCUUUACGGUCCUCUUUCCUUACCUCAGCUGGAAAUUUGACCGACGCAAUAUCUUCUUCAUCACCUGUGCACCCUUCAUGAUGGUUGGCUACGUCAUGUUUCUCGCCAGCAUGAAUCCUCAGGUUAGGUACGGAGCCACUUUCAUCAUAGCAAGCGGAGCGUUUGCGUUUGGAGCUCUCUGUAAUGCCCAAGUUGCUGCCAACGUCGUGUCGGACACUGCGAGAUCCUCGGCCAUCGGCACUACGGUUAUGUUUGGCCAUAUUGGUGGGUUGAUCUCAACAUGGAGUUUUCUGCCUGGCGAUGCUCCCAAUUAUCCUAUCGGUAACGGUCUGAACCUCGCAACGUCAACAACCCUCUUUAUCCUAGCCAUUCUCAUCCUUCUCUGGAUGAUUGCGGACAAUAAAAGGAGAGCUAAGAGAGACGUUGAUGCUGAAUUGGAUGGGCUCAGUCAGAAGCAGAUUGAGAACCUUGACUGGCGCCAUCCAGCUUUCAAAUGGAGACCCUGA